ACUCUAGAGUCGGUUCAAGUCGGUUGGGCCCACGGACAUAGGAAAUAUUAUGUCUAUGUCCACGACACGAUACAUACUUGGUGAAAACCAGUGAAAACCCUCGAAUCCAUUGCAGUCAAAAGAAGAAUCCGCUGAUCACGAUGGGUACCUCAAAAGGAGUCCUAACAACAGAAUUCAUACAUGAAUUACGUGAUGCAUUUUACGAUAAUAAACAAAACAUUUUGGCACAAAAUGUAUGUACAAGGACCAAUCCCAUCGAGGCUUGUAUUUCGCGAAAAGUAUUGGAACAGACCCAACACGUUUUCACUCAUAAAAUCGAAAUGGAAGGGAAGCCCAUGACAAAUCAAAAAACUUCUGGGCGAUGUUGGUUAUUUUCAAUUUUAAAUGUUAUAAGAACUGCCUUCAUUAAGCAGUACAAUUUGGAUGAAUUUGAAUUUAGUCAAGCUUACCUAUUUUUCUGGGAUAAGGUCGAACGGUGUAACUAUUUUUUACAUAAUAUUGUAAAAAGUGCACAACGACACGAACCAGUAGAAGGCCGCUUAGUAUCAUUUUUAUUACACGAUCCUGUUUGUGAUGGUGGACAAUGGGAUAUGAUUGUUAACCUUAUAAAUAAACAUGGUCUCGUCCCUAAAGUAUGUUUUCCAGAAUCAUACAGUUGCGAAUCUAGUUCCCGUAUGAACAGUAUUUUGAAAAGUAAACUCAGAGAGUACUCUAAAGUAUUAAGAGACUUAGUAGCGAAUGGAGCAUCAGAAGACAAACUGGAAUCUGAGAUCGCAGACCAAAUGCAUGUUCUUUAUCGAAUAAUUGGUAUUUGUUUGGGUAUACCUUCGGAAACGUUCACUUGGGAAUAUUACGAUAAGUCCAAGAAUUAUAAUUGUAUGGGACCAAUUAAACCUGUGGAAUUUUAUGAGAAAUACGUGAAACCGUAUUACGAUGUGAAUGACAAAAUAUGUUUAGUAACAGAUCCAAGGGAAUCUAAUCCAUGGAGAAAACUUUAUACGAUAGAUUAUUUAGGAAAUGUUGUGGGUGGAAGAUCUACAUUAUACAAUAAUCAACCACCUUCAGUAUUAAUGGAAUUAUGUGCAGAAAGUAUCAAACAAAAUGAACCUGUAUGGUUUGGAUGCGAUGUAAACAAAAGAUUAAUAGGCAAACAAGGUAUAGAGGAUAUGAAUGCUUAUGAUUUCUCUCUGAUGUUUGGAACAAACAUUCAGGUCAAUCUCACAAAAGCAGAUAGAUUACUUUAUGGAGACUCUAUGAUGGUUCAUGCAAUGGCAUUUACAGCUGUUUCGAUUGAUGAUGAUGGCAAAAUUAAGAAGUUUCGAGUGGAAAAUUCAUGGGGUGAUGAACAUGGUCAAAAAGGGUAUCAAUUAUUAACCGCUGAAUGGUUUAACGAAUUCGUUUUCGAAGCAGUUAUCGAUAAAAAAUUAGUACCUGCAGAUAUUUUGUCUGUAUUUGAACAAGAACCCACUGUCUUACCUGCAUGGGAUCCUAUGGGUACUCUUGCUCACUGAUAGUAAUGUAAGCUUAAACAUUUAAAUAUGAAGUUUUUUGAUUAAUAAAAUGUGUAUAAAGCAUUCAAGAUUGAAUGUAAAAUAAAAUUUUAAGCACACUGGUACAAUAAAGUACAACAAAUUAAGAGUUUGACAUUUUCAUAGUUACUCAUCAACAAUCAAGAAAUAAUUUUAGGAAGUUAAAUUAUAAGAUAUUGAAUUAUCUCAUCUAAAAUCCUAUUGGAUGUAAUUAAAGUAAUAUACAUUUCUACAAUUAAAUAAAAUAUUAACAAUCUACAUUUAACAUAGUUCCUAAAAUUUAAACUUAUUGAUUGUGUAAUCUAAUUUUUAAUUUAUUUUUUAGAAGUAACGUUCGGUUAGAAUUUAUAAGUCAAGUUUUGUUUUACGUUUUUGGUUACUACCAUAGAUUUUAUUUACAUUUGAGUUAACUGCAAUAUCUGGAAUACAUAUAUUGAAUUUAAUACGUUUUCUCCAACGGUAUUUUCUUGGAAAUUUUCAUUUUUAAUGUUAUAGGAAAAAUAGGUAUAUUGACUUUUCAGUUAUACUCUGUGAAUUUAGAUACAUGUGGAGUCCUAUUUUGACAUUUAAAUAGUUAAAAAUUAAAACAAACAAUAAUUGUAUGAAAUCAAUAAAAAUAUUUGCAGAUGUAAGAGA
This is a messenger RNA of Hylaeus anthracinus, 2165 nucleotides long. Its product is annotated as bleomycin hydrolase. The record is from RefSeq and is a predicted model, not a curated record. NCBI's taxonomy places the organism in Eukaryota, Metazoa, Arthropoda, Insecta, Hymenoptera, Colletidae. Gene Ontology annotation, biological process: proteolysis; response to toxic substance; L-homocysteine catabolic process. Gene Ontology annotation, cellular component: cytoplasm. The transcript has 4 exons. Gene Ontology annotation, molecular function: cysteine-type aminopeptidase activity. The coding region runs from base 141 to 1511 and encodes 456 amino acids.